ACCCUCUAAAAGCCCCGGGGCCGCCCCGCCGGUGCCAUGUCCGCUCCGACCCCCCGCGCCCCCGGUGACUGAACGAGGGCCGAAGAGCACCGGGAUGUCCCGGUGCAACCCGCUCGCCCUCGCCCCGCUCGCCCUGCUCGCCCUCCUGCUGGCCGCCCCGGUUCUGUGCUGCGGGCCGGGCCGGGGCCCGGUGGGGCGGCGGCGGUUCGGACGGCGGCAGCUUUCCCCGUUGCUCUACAAACAGUUCGUGCCCAACGUCCCCGAGCAGACGCUGGGGGCGAGCGGGAGGGCGGAGGGCAAAGUGCUGCGGGGGUCGGAGCGCUUCAGGGAGUUGGUGCCCAACUACAACCCCGACAUCAUCUUCAAGGACGAGGAGAACACGGGGGCGGAUCGCCUCAUGACCGAGCGCUGCAAGGAGCGGGUGAACUCUUUGGCCAUCGCCGUGAUGAACAUGUGGCCGGGGGUGAGGCUGCGGGUGACCGAGGGUUGGGACGAGGACGGCCACCACCUCCCCGACUCGCUGCACUACGAGGGCCGGGCGCUGGACAUCACCACGUCGGAUCGGGAUCGCCACAAGUACGGGAUGCUGGCGCGGCUGGCCGUCGAGGCCGGCUUCGAUUGGGUCUACUACGAGUCCAAAGCGCACGUCCACGUCUCCGUCAGAGCAGAUAACUCCUUGGCCAUCCGCACCGGCGGCUGCUUCCCCGGCCACGCCACGGUGACGCUGCGGAGCGGCGAGCGUCGCGGUUUGGCCGAGCUGCGUCGGGGUGACUGGGUGCUGGGCGCCGAGCCAGGCGGGCGCCUGGUGCCCACCCAAGUGCUGCUCUUCCUGCACCGCGACCUCGGCCAACGCGCGUCCUUCGUGGCCAUCGAGACGGUCUCCCCGGCGCAACGGCUGCUGCUCACCCCGUCCCACCUCGUCUUCGCCGCGCGCGGGCUCGCCAACGGUUCCGCCGCGUUCCUGCCCGUCUUCGCCCAUCGGUUGCGCCCGGGGGACGCCGUCUUGGCCCACGGGGACAAAGGCUUGCGCCCCGCAAAGGUGCUGCGGGUGUCGAGGGAGGAAGGGAUCGGGGUGUUCGCCCCGCUCACCUCCCACGGAACCCUCCUGGUGAACGGGGUGCUGGCAUCCUGCUACGCCGUCUUGGAGAGCCACCGCUGGGCGCAUCGCGCCUUCGCCCCAUUGCGGCUCUUCCACGGGCUCCUCUCGCUGCUGCCCGCCCGCCCCGAGCCGGGGAACGGGACGGUGCCCGAGGUGGGAGUGCAUUGGUACUCGCGGCUGCUGUACCGCCUGGCACGCGGCGCGCUGGGCCGCGAGGGCGCGGGGGGGUAGGGACACCCCCUCCCGGGGACUCACCGCCGGGUGCUCGGUGCUUGGAGCCUGUGGGGCUGCGGGGGGUGAGGAGGGAGCGUGGGGCACCCCCAGCCCCGCAGUGAGGUUGGGUGUUCCCGGGGUGGGUGAGCCUCAUUGGGAGCCCCCAGGUGGGUGUCCCCUGGGUGGCUGCCCCUCAGGUGGGUACUCCUCGAGUGGGUGCCCCUCCUUGGGUGUCCUUCAGGUGUGUCCCCCCCGGGUGUGUGUGUGUCCCCUCCCCCAGGCGUGCACCCCUUGCCCUCAGGCAUCUGUCCCCAGGAUGGGUGCCCCCAGGUGGGUGCUGCUUGGGGUGGCAGCGGGGCAGCACGGUGGACCACAGCUCUGCCCCAUGCCCUGGGGGUGACCCCACAGCACUGCCAGGUGCCCCCCCCGCACCCCCACGCCGCGCUCCCCCCGUAUUUAUUGCUUUAUUAACCACUGUGGAUGAGGCUGGGGUCAUCGCGCCGAGGCCAAAUCCACCCCAGAGUGGGUUCAGUGAACCCACCCCCGCCUGCUGCUGGCACCUGGGGGGGCACCUCUGCCACCCACGGGGGUCCCUGUCCCCACGUGGCUCAGUGCAGUGGGGGACCCCACUCCCGGUGUGUGCCAUGGGCACGG
Molecule: messenger RNA, 1966 nt
Organism: Numida meleagris (helmeted guineafowl)
Lineage: Eukaryota; Metazoa; Chordata; Aves; Galliformes; Numididae
Gene: DHH
Product: desert hedgehog
Exons: 3
Coding region: 95-1330 (411 amino acids)
Biological process (GO): regulation of gene expression; smoothened signaling pathway; protein autoprocessing
Molecular function (GO): calcium ion binding; patched binding
Source: RefSeq, a predicted model, not a curated record